AUGGAUUUUAAUAGGAAUAAGCAAAUUAGAGACUCUUUCGCUCCUGCGCCUUCACCUACACCAAGUUACCCUCAAACUUCUUCUGCCGAUUCUCCGCGCAAAACUAGCACUCUAAAACUUGUACUCUACAGCUUGCCUUCUUUGCAGCCAACAGAGCUACCAAACUCAAGCCGUACCCAGGUUUGUAAAUCAGCUGCCAUUCCCUAUAGAGACUUGAGAGUGUUGGAUAACCCAAUCACCGAUGACGAGCCUUCUAUUCUCAUUAGGGAUAGCUGUAUCGUGUAUACUGGUGAAGGUAUCAGAGGUAUCGUUCGAUCUGAUCGUUUACUCAUCAUUAGAGGUGAAAAUGAUGUCGGUAUUGGUCAUAAUCCGGCAACAAUCGAUAUAAUUCAUACCAUCCUUAUCAGUCUUGAGAAUAGACUGUCUACAAAUGAUUUCACUAAACGCACUUAUCCAUUCGAGUUCAACGCUUUAGAGGCACUCCUUAUGCACUCAUUCAGUCUUUUGGAAAAGCGCGUCGCUAGUCUCACCCUUUCAACUGAUACUCUUCUCGAAACACUACGAACAAAAGGUAUCGAGCAUGAUCAAUUGCUAGAUAUGCUCGAUCUUUCCACCGCGGUUGACAAAGCUAACAGAAAGGUACGUGGAAUGCACAAGGCGAUUGAAGAAGUAUUACGUGAAGAGGAAGAUAUGGCUGCAAUGUACUUGACAGCUAAACAUUUUGGAAAACCACGUAAUGAAGGUGAGGAUGAUGAAGUGGAAUUAUUAUUAGAAGCAUAUCUCAAGCAAUCAUCAACACUUUGCUCAGCUGUAUCUGCAUUAACAACUCGCUUGCAAUCAACAAGUCGUCAUGUUGAUUUGGUUAUGGCUGCAACAAGAAAUCGACUACUUCACCUAGAAAUUCAACUUGCAGUAGUCACAGCAGCUUUAGGAUUAGGAUCAUUCUUUACAGGAAUAUUUGGAAUGAACUUAAUGAACCAUUUCGAAGAGCAUUGGAGUGCUUUUUACAUAUUCACGGCAUUUCUCGCGGUAAUAGUAACAUCAACAAUGAAAUAUGGUAUAAACAUAUUAAACCAUACGCGCUGGUCAAGAAUCCAAGCUUCAAAGACAGAAAAUGGUCAAGACAGCGGCUAUCUCAAUGAUCUCGUCAGAAGGAACUUUGUCAGCAAUCAAAAGCACGUAAGAUUAGAGAAUGAUAGUGAUGUAGAGGAAAAAUACUCGUCGAAGCACCUCGUCGCAAUCAAGCGCAUGAAAAAGUCAUUUAAAGACUGGAACGAAUGCGAGAAGCUUAAAGAGUUGAAGUCUUUACUCGCUAUCCCUCAACACCCAAACCUUAUCCCUCUAUAUGACGCCUUCUUACAUCCAUCCACAAAGGAGCUCUACUUUGUCUUCGAAUCCAUGGAAGGUAAUCUAUAUCAACUCACAAAGUCGAGACGUGGAAGACCACUUGCUCAAGGUCUUGUUGCUUCUCUUUUCCGCCAAACUAUCGCCGGUUUAGCCCAUAUACACAGCUCGGGCUAUUUCCAUAGAGAUAUGAAGCCCGAAAACCUUCUUAUUACCACUACUGGUUUGACAGAUUACCCUUCGCUGUCAAAUAGCGUCGAGAGAGACGUAACCGUCAUCGUUAAGCUUGCUGAUUUUGGUUUAGCUAGGGAGUCUAACAGCAAGCCUCCCUACACUGAGUAUGUUAGUACUCGUUGGUACAGAGCUCCUGAAGUUCUUCUUCGUUCAAAAGGCUACGGUGCUCCUGUUGAUCUUUGGGCUUUAGGUACUAUUUUAGCUGAAAUUGUUAACCUAAAACCCCUUUUUCCCGGUCAGAGUGAGAUCGAUCAGAUUUACAAAAUCUGUCAUAUCCUAGGAAGCCCUGCGCCUCAUACCAUAGCCCAUCCCAACACCAACCAACCAAUUGGGGGUGGCGAUUGGCAGCAGGGUUUGAAGUUGGCUUCGUCAAUUGGUUUCCAAUUUCCUAAGUUACCCGUUCAGCCACUCGAUAAUUACUUUGAUACACAAAGAGUCCCUCACCAAUUCAUCAUACUCAUCCAAGACCUUCUGCGUUUUGAUCCAAAGAAUAGAAUAGACAGUAUGGGCUGCUUCGAGUCGGCCUAUUACAAUGAAGUAUGCAAUAGAGUCGAUGCUACCCAUCCGCAGUAUAUUAGACACCAACACCAACGGAAAGCACCUCCGCCACUUCUUAUUCAACACCAACCUUACAUCCCACAACCCAGCAAUUUACCGCCUUUGUCUGCUGAGCUAACAAUUGCAUCACCCUCAUAUAGCCAUAGCAGUGCAGCUACUUCGAAUCAUGGAAAAUCUUCAUUUUGCUCAGAUCCCUCACACAAGAGAUACGACUCGUUUGCGAGCUCAUCAACCAACAACAGUAAUCAAUUACAUGUCAAUAAUAGCAAAUACAGCUUGGAUGAGGAACCAAGCUACGAUACGAACUCAUCUAAUGCAACUACACGUGAAAAUGCCUUACCUAAUUCAAUAUCAGCUGCUAGUUUGGAUAGCACCCUUAAUUUGAAUAAUGAAUCGAGGUCACAAGCGCAUGGCAAGUCAUCCUCGUUUGAAAGUGUGCAGUCUAGUACAUAUCCCAGUAUGCACCAGAAACCUAACAAAGCAUCAAGAUGGCUUGGUAUUUUCCCUGGCAGCCAUGGUGAUUCGAGCAGUACACAACAAGUAGCAGAUCUACUUAACCCCAAAGACGCCAAGAAGGCAGCCAAGGAAGCGGAGAAGAAAAAACGCGAGGAGAUGCACAGUAUCCACCGUGAGCGAGCACGCGCCGUUCUCACCAAACAGAAGACGAAUGGGAAAGAUGUUAUUAACGACACUCUCACGAAUGUACAUCCGCAGCAAGCUUCACAAUCUUCGUCUGCAUCUCAGUCGAGAAGGCCGUCCUAUAUGACAACGAACAUAACAAAUUCAACAAACACGAUGCACACUAAACAAAACCACAACACUCACAACCAGAAUGUCAACAUGCAUUUACCAAGAUCACCCAAGCAUCUUGAUCGAUUGUCUUCACCCUUGUCACCACCCAUGCCCUUACCCACGUCACGCUCACGCAGUGGCAGCAGAUCACAUUCAGAGACUGGGUUCAAAAUUUCGGAAGACCUCACAUUGGCACGGAGCAAAGCGAGGCGGCGAAAUGUGGAUGACGAUCACUCAAUGUCAUCUUACUCGUCGCUUCACCUCGAUGCUGACCAGAGAAGCUCGCUUAGUCUCAGUAGACUAUCAUUUGCCACGGAACACAGCGACCCCGGACCAAAUGCUACGCAGAGUGGCUUACGGCGCCAGCCGUCGCAGCUGUCAGCACGGACGACACAAUCUUCGCCACACCUCUCGCACCAUCUUUACUCUCCACAACAAUCACAAUCACAAUCAUCGCAGGCAAACGAUUUAGCUGAAAGAAUAGACAAAACUGACUUGAAUAUUUCCCACUCUCAUUCUAUACCUGAUCAACACAUCAAUCCAAUCUUCAAGCUACCGCCGUUCUCUCAUAUCUCUGAACAGGCGGACAAGGGCAGGGAAGACGUCGGGUAG
Messenger RNA from Wallemia ichthyophaga EXF-994, 3540 nucleotides. RefSeq names its product putative serine/threonine-protein kinase. The transcript has 6 exons. Gene Ontology annotation, molecular function: metal ion transmembrane transporter activity; protein serine/threonine kinase activity; ATP binding. The record is from RefSeq and is a predicted model, not a curated record. Gene Ontology annotation, biological process: transmembrane transport; intracellular signal transduction; protein phosphorylation. NCBI's taxonomy places the organism in Eukaryota, Fungi, Basidiomycota, Wallemiomycetes, Wallemiales, Wallemiaceae. Gene Ontology annotation, cellular component: membrane; nucleus; cytoplasm. Bases 1 to 3540 code for a protein of 1179 amino acids.